CAACAGUGUCUGAAGGGUCAGCUGAACGUGAAAGAUGAAAAUGGCGGUAGCUAUGAACUUUGAUUAUCUCACAUUCUGAUCCCCACACGGAGCUUUUAAUCAUGGAGUCGGAAAGCAGGGAUCCGCAGAGACGAGCAAAUUUCACGGAUUUAGCCCUUACGCUCUUCCGAAAGAAACACGGGCGCGCGGAGCAGAACCAAAAAGUGCAGGCCCUAACGCCGCACGUGCCAGGCCUGGUCACUUUCGCUGACCAUACCAGAGCCUUGCCAUGGAGCACAGAGUACCACUCUGUCUUGAUGUUUGCCGACAUAUCAGGAUUUACAUCCUUAUGUGAGCAGUAUAGCGCAAUGGAGAAGAGCGGCAUCGACGAACUUACCAGCACCCUCAACGCCUACAUGGGCGCCAUCGUCGACGGCAUUCUCUCCUCGGACGGGGACGUGCUCAAAUACGCCGGGGAUGCUAUCCUUGCUUUAUGGCGGGUGAAUGUCGAGUCGGAGCUCCCUGCCGCGUUAGACCGAGUCAUCCAGUGUUGCCUGGACAUACAAGGGUAUUGUGGAGAGUGGGACACGGACAUAGGGGUCAAACUCACCGUCAAAAUGGGUAUUGCCGCUGGCGAUAUGACCAUGACCUUCCUUGGCAACGACGAGUUCCGCCAUUACGUGGAGCUGGGGCAGGUUGUGUCUGACGUCAACAAGGCGGAGAGCUUCUGUAAGUCGGGCUAUGUCGUCAUGUCGCCUAGCGCCUGGGAGCUCUGCAAUUGCGGCCGGUAUGAGUACGAGGUCAUGGAAGAUGGUGCACACAUCAGGGUAUUGGAAAUGAAACCUGAACCAGUAGUUGCUCGGACGUCAAGCUCUGAAGUUGUGAAAAACCGAGAGCGUCGUUUCUCCCUCACGGGUGGUGCUCCAAAUUUCAUGCAGUCCCAAGGGCGGCGUAUGUCCCUCGCCACGAGCACUGUUCACGAGGACAACGUGUCCUCACCCCCCGGGCAGCCCCUGGUAGGGACCCGCGGUAGGGUGGAUGUAGAGGACACCGUGGCGGAAGCGGCAGCCAGGAAGACCGGCUUCUCUUCCAAAACGAUGACAGGGGUGCUGAAACUACGUAACGUCGUGCAGACGGUGAAGGCGAUGCGGUUGGAGGAGACGUUGCGGCUGUACGUGCUCUCUCCCGUCCUGAAGAAGAUCGAUGACAACCAGCCACUGGAGUUCCUGUCUGAGAUGAGGCAGGUGUCCAUCGUCUUUAUGAACCUGGUACUGGACGACAACGUCAACAGCACGGAACAACUCCAGAAGAUCUUCGACGUCGUCUUCAGUCACAUCAAAGUCGUCCAUGGCUCCCUUAACAAGAUCUUCCUGUUUGAUAAGGGAUGUACAUUUCUGGUGAUAUUUGGUCUACCUGGCUUUAAACACGAGCGGGACUGUGCGCAUGCGCUCGAGAACUCCGUCAAGAUGAAGACGGUCAUUGACAAGCUACCAGGGAUACAAAGAGUGUCAAUUGGGGUAACAACGGGGACGACAUUCUGCGGCGUGAUCGGCCAUGCACGACGCCAUGAAUACUCCGUGAUAGGACGGAAAGUCAAUAUGGCGGCCAGGCUGAUGAUGCACUACCCUAACAAGGUCACGUGUGAUGACGAUACUUUCCAGUCGUGUCGUCUGCCACCCGAAAACUUCGUUGUCUUGGUUACCAAACGAAUGAAAGGUCUCCAGAAUAUAGGACUCAUCCGUGAAUUCAACCUCCCCGAUGUAAACAAAGAAAGCUCAGAAAUUGAGAACAGCCUUCCGUACUUCGUGUACCCCUUGUUAGGACGGAACGAGGAGAAGAACAUGUUCCUAGGUGAGAUCCACAACAUCCUGGACAACGGCAAACACCGCCAUCUUGUAUUCGUGGGGUCCGCUGGGAUGGGCAAGACUAGACUGCUGGAUACUCUGUGUUAUAUAGCUGCCCAGGAGAACCUGAAAGUGAUCAGCUGCAGCUUGAACCUCCUGAAUGUCAACACGGCGUACUUUCUGGCCAGACAUCUUCUCCGGAUGUUGCUGUCGAGUUGCGGCUACUCGCAGGAGGUGGAGAAGGAGCCUGCUGUAAUGGAAACCAUGAGGUUGUGUGGCAUGGACCAGCACAUUGCAGCAGUUAUCGACCUACUGUCCACAAAGCCCAUACCACCCUCACAUAUGAACCAAGCAUCUAUAACAGCUCGGACGCAGGUCUUUGAGUUCCUCACGCAUAUGUGCCUUGACUCCAUGGGUCCCACCGCCGUGAUCGUAGACGACAUGCACUUCAGUGACAAGGAGUCGUGGGCAUGUGUCCAGGCACUGAGCGAACAUCCUCAUUGUCUCCUUGCCCUGGCCACCAGACCAAACGCCAUAGAGAACCCUCCGUGCCCAGAAGCGUACAGUUUAUUUAACGUGAAGACGUCCAUUGUGACGGAUGUGUACGGCCUUGACCUUUCUCUCGUGUCAGCCUUGGCGUGUCAGGUGUUAGAGGUCGUCAGUAUCCCCAAGGAUUUGGAUAAGGUGUUACGGGACAUGAGUCAGGGGGUUCCGUCAUGGGUGGAACAGCUACUCCGGGACAUGUACGACAAACGCCAGAUCCUCAUCCGCUACACUGACCUCGCCCCCAACACCUUCAGGGCAUCUGUCGUGGCCCCUAAACAGACUUUCAUUACCAAGUUGACCAAUAUCGGGAAGGCCACCGAGCGGAGGCGUCCCAGAACGGCCAGAAGAUUUUCCGACAUCGACUCCAUAUCACAUGAGGCAAGUCCUGAAGCCAUGCUUGCUGACCUUGGCUUUAAAUUCACUACUCAGAGCAAGAUGAAGGAAACGUUUGAAUUGAGAACAUGCGUCAUGGCGCCUGGUAAAACUGCCGAGGACAUUCAAGUUCCUGCGGCCAUGAAAGAUUUGGUUAUAGCAAGAAUAGAUUCUAUGCGUGCCACAGAACAGCUGAUCGUGAAGUGUGCGGCUGUUCUUGACCCUCCCUUCACGAGGCAGAGCGUGGAGGAGGUCCUUCCCCAGGCCAACACCUUCAAGGUCAGCACUUCCCUCAAGAGGCUGUAUGAGAACGGGACGUUCACGUGCAGCAGCGUCUCCUCUCGUCUGUCGUCGUCACGUCGUAGAGAGGACGUCGGGAGAGCCAGAGGGGAGUGCUGCUGCCCCAGGGGGGACCACGAGAAGGGAGAGGUCAUGUGCAACUCGCUUAUGUUCCGACAUAAGCUGCUUAAAGACACUGCUCAGGAAAUGCUGAUGGGCAAGCAGAAGCAGCAUCUGCAUCUGAAGGCUGCUGAGUUUAUUGCACGGGGGGUCAAGGACAUCAGGGGCAAUGUACCGUAUCAGUUGUUCGUCCAAAACCGGAAGGAAUCUGAAGCUGAAAAAAUACACACACACGAAGAGAAUGCGUUGACUGAUGAAGAGACGUCAAAAAGGUUUCGGACAAUUUUAAAAUCGGGUGAGAUGUUACCACACCUGCAUCUGAUCCUAGAGGGCGCUGUGAUUGACAAACGCCGGAACUCUCUUCUUGAACAGUUACUUCCUGUGUAUAAAAGAAUGGCCUUCCAUUACAACGCCGCGGACGACAUGUACAGCCUGCUUGACACACAGACGGAAGCAGGACUUGUGUGUAUUGUGCUGAAAAGGAGUGGACAGGCAAUGUCUUGGCUAGCGGAAACAACAAUACCGUUCAGGAAACUGGCAGUGUCGAACCAGCCCUCAGAGGUCGUAAAAAAAUACAAGAAUAUACAGGCAGGCCUGAAGCGACUGAUUGGGAAGUCUUUCCUUCAGCUCGGCCAGCUGCCCGAAGCAAGGCAAUACCUGACGGAGGCCGCGGGUCUCCUGGACCUGACCGAACCCUCCAGCAAGACAGACACUCGGUUCCAGAUGUUCAAACUCCGACUCUCACCCUUCCCACGGUUCAUCUACUUCACCAAAGGUGGAUCAGUCAGACACCUCAAGCCGGCCAGCCGGAGGACGAUAGAACGGGGACACCUUCUGGGGGAUCUGUGUCGGCUUCACAAGGACCAGGGAAACAAGGACCUCCUCAUCCUGGACGCCUGGAGAUACUCGGCUAACAUCGUGGGCAGAGAGGUCCAUAUCCAUCAGGUGCUGGAGAGUUACAUACACAUCAUCCAGGCGUGUAGGACGCGUGGCUGGUCCAGCAGAGCCCACAGACUCGAGAGUGAACUGUACGCCACAUGCUGUGCACGAAGUCACGAACUCUUGUAUGAUGACGUCAAGGCGCUGGCUACGACACUAGGGGAGGGUGCCUUGCUCUGUCUCUCGGCAGGAAACGUCGCCCAGGCCACAGACAGGGGAGAGGUAGCAGCAAAGAUCGUAGGGCACAUGAGUCACACUCGCUUGACAGUGAGAAUCUACCCAAUACUGGCCUUGGCCUAUCUCGCCGCAAACAGACCGCAGGACUGUCAGGACCUCCUGGAUAAGCUGAAUGAGAUCUACGCGGACCUCGAGGGGUGGGGGGUUGACACCUGGGGGACCAUCCUCGCCCUGGAGCUCAUGAUCUCACCAGGCAUCCCCACACAAACAUUCUUCAUGUGUCUGAAGAAGGCAAGCGUCUACCUGAAGAACUACGACGCCCUCAUUGACGGCAGCGUGGCACGCUACUACAUUGCGAUGUGUAUAGCGGUUUGGUACAGUCGCCGAGGCCAGUGGCAGACCGCCCAGGGCUGGUUCGACUACUGGGAACAUUACGACCUGGGCGAACACAACUACAUCACUCUGAGUGCCCGAUGCAAGAAGGUGGAGUGUAUGCUUCUGGCAAUGUGUAGGGCCAUUCAGAAGGGGACGGACAGGGCAUACGAUAGGAUCAAGACAGAUGUUGUCAAGGAAUUCUACUCCCUAAAGAAACUACUGAAGAAGAGCCCUGGUUUGAAACCUCGUGUGUAUCACCUCAGAGCUUACUUCUCCCUCCUCCUGGGCAAGGUGACAUCCGCAAGGUCAUAUCUCAUAGGGUGUGUCCAGCAGUGCAAGAAGCAGGGCAAUCUGCUGGAGUUCUGGUUGGUCAGACAUGACUGGAGACAGUGGAGCAAACAGAUGUCCACCAACAGUCUGGACACCACGUGGGUGGACUCUGUGGACGAACACUUCUUGGACUGGCGUCUGAGGUUGACAAGAGGGGAGGAGGUUCUGUAUACCUUACCACUGCCUCAAGAAAGGGUGGUGCGGCGGAAUAGGUGGUGGAGAUCAAACAAGAUUAAGCCUCUGCCUCUGGAGUGACAUUGUUUCAAAGACCCAGACAAGGAGACCAAACAAGGUCAAACUUCUACCUCUGGAGUGAAAGGGCAAAGCGCAGUAUUUUCAAUGAUAGAUUUUUUGUUGAAUUGUUAUUUUCUGGUUAAAUUUGAAUUUUUCACUAUGAAACAAAAAUGAACCCACUCCUAAUAUUGUUCUGUAGUGAACAGAGUCACGAGGGAAAAAUGGUGUGGAUUUUACUCACAGUAAAACAUUGUUGUUGUUAGUCAUGAUAUGGAUGAAAUAUUGCUGAUGUAUUAACUCCCUCACUCACUCAUUGUUGUUGUUAACUCAUGAAAGUUAUGUCUGAACAUUGGAGAGCUAAUAUAUAUUUAUGCAACAGGGCCCGUGAAGAAACAAACGAUAACUCGAUUAUGGACAGAAAUAUUUGAGUAAAAUCAUUUAUUUUUGCUGAAUGCCUUCUGCAUACAAAUUAAUUAAAUGCAAAAUGUGUAGAAAGCAUGUUUUAUUGUGGGGUUAUUUUCCAUCAGUAUCCUUACAUGAUUUGAAAACAAUACUUUCUGCACAUGUUUUGUUUGUUUGUUUAACGCCACACUCAGCAAUAUUCCAGCUGUAUGACGGCGGUCAGUAAAUAAUCAAGUCUGGACCGGACAAUCCAGUGAUUGACAUUAUGAGCAUCGAUCCGCGC
Haliotis rufescens (red abalone) is the source of this 5880-nucleotide messenger RNA. Its product is annotated as adenylate cyclase type 10-like. Lineage: Eukaryota; Metazoa; Mollusca; Gastropoda; Lepetellida; Haliotidae. Gene Ontology annotation, molecular function: adenylate cyclase activity. Gene Ontology annotation, biological process: intracellular signal transduction; cyclic nucleotide biosynthetic process. The transcript has 31 exons. The record is from RefSeq and is a predicted model, not a curated record. Gene Ontology annotation, cellular component: cytoplasm. Bases 102 to 5216 code for a protein of 1704 amino acids.